AGCGCGCCCGCCGCCCCUCCGCUGCCCAGCCCGGAGCCCGAGAGGCGUGCACCAUGAGCGGCGGCGAAGUGGUCUGCUCGGGAUGGCUCCGCAAGUCCCCUCCGGAGAAGAAGUUGAAGCGUUAUGCAUGGAAGAGGAGAUGGUUUGUGUUACGCAGUGGCCGUUUAACUGGAGAUCCAGAUGUCUUGGAAUAUUACAAAAAUGAUCACUCCAAGAAGCCUAUUCGUAUUAUAGAUUUAAAUUUAUGUCAACAAGUUGAUGCUGGAUUAACAUUUAACAAAAAGGAGUUUGAAAACAGCUACAUUUUUGACAUCAACACUAUUGACCGGAUUUUCUACCUGGUAGCAGACAGUGAGGAAGAGAUGAAUAAGUGGGUUCGUUGUAUUUGUGACAUCUGUGGGUUCAAUCCUACAGAAGAAGAUCUUGUAAAGCCGCCUGGCAGCUCCUUCCAGGCACCAGCGGAUUUACCCUUAGCUGUAAACACAGUACCAUCGUCCACCCAGAUGGAUGUAUCCUCUGCUGCUCUCCCUCCUCCAUAUCAGCUCAUCAGCGUCCCACCACACCUGGACACUCUUGGCAUCCAGGAGGAUCCUCAAGACUACCUCUUGCUAAUCAACUGUCAAAGCAAGAAGCCGGAACCCACCACCAGAACACAUGCUGAUUCUGCAAAAUCCACAUCUUCUGAAACAGACUGCAAUGACAACGUUCCUUCUCAUAAAAAUCCUGCCUCCUCCCAGAGCAAACAUGGAGUGAAUGGCUUUUUUCAGCAGCAAAUGAUGUAUGACUCUCCACCUUCACGUGCUGUGUCUGUCUCUGUAGACUCCAGCCUGUAUAAUCUGCCCAGGAGUUACUCUCAUGAUGUUUUACCAAAGGUGUCUCCAUCAAGUACCGAAGCAGAUGGAGAGCUAUAUGUUUUUAAUACCCCAUCUGGGACAUCAAGUGUAGAGACUCAAAUGAGGCAUGUAUCCAUUAGUUAUGACAUUCCUCCAACACCUGGUAAUACUUAUCAGAUUCCACGAACAUUUCCAGAAGGGACCUUGGGACAGACGUCAAAGCUGGACACUAUUCCAGACAUUCCUCCACCUCGGCCACCGAAACCACAUCCAGCUCAUGACCGAUCUCCUGUAGAAACGUGUAGUAUCCCACGCACGGCCUCAGACACCGACAGUAGUUACUGUAUUCCUGCCGCAGGGAUGCCACCAUCACGGAGUAAUACCAUUUCCACUGUGGAUCUUAACAAGUUGCGAAAAGAUGCUAGUUCUCAAGACUGCUAUGAUAUUCCACGAACAUUUCCAAGUGAUAGAUCUAGUUCACUUGAAGGCUUCCAUAACCACUUUAAAAUCAAAAAUAUGUUGACAGUGGGAAGUGUAUCAAGUGAAGAACUGGAUGAAAAUUAUGUCCCAAUGAAUCCCAACUCACCGCCACGGCAACAUUCCAGCAGUUUUACAGAACCAAUUCAGGAAGCAAAUUAUGUGCCAAUGACUCCAGGAACAUUUGAUUUUUCUUCAUUUGGGAUGCAAGUUCCUCCUCCUGCUCAUAUGGGCUUCAGGUCUAGCCCGAAGACCCCUCCCAGAAGGCCAGUGCCUGUUGCAGACUGUGAACCACCUCCCGUGGACAGGAACCUCAAGCCAGACAGAAAAGGUCAAAGUCCUAAAAUUUUAAGACCCAAACCCCAUGGUUUAGAGCGAACUGAUUCACAAACCAUAGGUGACUUUGCUACAAGAAGAAAGGCCAAGCCAGCACCCUUAGAAAUAAAACCUUUACCAGAAUGGGAAGAAUUACAAGCACCAGUUAGGUCUCCCAUCACUAGGAGUUUUGCUCGAGACUCCUCCAGGUUUCCCAUGUCUCCCCGACCAGAUUCAGUGCACAGCACGACAUCAAGCAGCGACUCCCAUGACAGUGAAGAGAAUUAUGUCCCCAUGAACCCAAACCUGUCCAGUGAAGACCCGAAUCUCUUUGGCAGUAAUAGUCUUGAUGGAGGAAGCAGUCCAAUGAUCAAGCCCAAAGGAGACAAACAAGUGGAAUACCUAGAUCUAGAUUUAGACUCUGGAAAAUCCACCCCACCACGUAAGCAAAAAAGCAGUGGCUCAGGCAGCAGUGUAGCAGAUGAGAGAGUGGAUUAUGUUGUGGUUGACCAACAGAAGACCCUGGCUCUAAAGAGCACUCGGGAAGCCUGGACAGAUGGGAGGCAGUCCACAGAAUCUGAAACACCGACCAAGAGCAUGAAAUGAAAAUAUUACUUUGCAUUUAUGAACAAUAAACUUAUGAAUUGUAAAGAUGAAUCCUGUUUGAAGAUGACUUGACAGUUCUGCUCUAGGUAGAUCUUCAAAUGAGUAGAGUUGACGUCAAAGAACCUUUCAGGCAUAAUCAAGCAAUUUAGACUUAACUAUGGUGCUUUGUGGUAUCUGAACAAUUCAUAACAUGUAAAUAAUGUGGGUAAAUAGUAUUGUUUAACUCCCAGAGAAACAUUUGUUCCAUAGUUAACACACUUGUAGUAUUACUGUAUUUAUGCACUUUUUCAUUUAAAACAUUGUUUUGGGGAUUCCCAAUGUUCCUUAACGUAAUUCCUUUGGGAGUUUUUCCUCACACACUACUUUAUAUAACAGUACUACAUUAACUAAGCUAUUUUUAGAUUCGGAAAUGGCUGUUUAAACUAUAGUCUAACAACAUUAAGAUGAGAAGUAGAUUCUCAAGUUAGCUUUCCACCUGAAGCUUCAGGUGGUGACCAUUACCUUAACUACAGAGUAUAGUUUAACUCAUCAUUCAUUGCCUUCCAAAAUCCUGAGGAUAAUGUAUGUACUGGUAUCAUGACCUAGUUCUCUGGUUCAUGUGCAUUUAGUUUUUAAUGGUGGAACUUUGUUAUAUUUUGUUAAUUGCAGCAUUUUUGGUUCAUUGAGUGAAGAUUCUCCCACGUAGGAUCUCGCACCUGCAGGUCAUUGAUGGCAUGUAGUGAUGAUGUGCUCUUAUACUUGUUAACAUGUAUUAAAUGUUAUUUGCAAAAGGUAGAUUAUAUAACUAAUCAGGUACAUACCAGGCACUGCUGUGCUAAUACACUGAUCAGGUUUAGACAAUGAGCUUUGGUUGUGUUCUUGUUAGUCCUAGUACUGGUUCCCAGUUUGGAAUUAAUGAAGCAAUUGACAUUCACUGUUAGUUAUAGCAACAUACUGUGAUUUUUAAUUAGAUAGUAAUUCAGAUUUAUUACUCUAAGAAUGAAAUCCUAUCUUUUGACACCAUAGUGCCCUUUCUACGAUUUUUUUUUUUUUUUACUUAAUAUUCUUCUUGGCCUUAUAUUUAAAUCCCUAUGCAAUUAAUAUUUUAUAUCUGCAUUUUUUUUUAAAAAAUUGAUGUUAUAUAAGUGAUUCUUAUAUGUAGCACCUGUUGCUUUUCCAUGAAAGAAUUCAGGAUUUUGUACUGUGAUUGAUAUUCACUGCCCCAAUUUAAGAAAUAUUGGAGCCUUGCUAUAAUGUGAAAUCUUAUAGUCAUGGACCCCUUCCAACCAAAUUUCUGAAACCACCAGAGGGAUGGUAUAAUUUUGUCUCACCUGUAACCUGGUCCUGUGACAUGUGUAGCAAGACCACAAAUUAUAGUGAGGCUACAGUUAUAUUCAUCUGUUUUGGCUUUGCAGCAUACUUUAGAAAACAGGUAUAGUUGUUUUCUUGUUUUUAACCAAGUUACAUACAAUCUCUUAUGUAUUGAUUGGAGGAAGCAUAGAGAUGGAAGUGCCACAGCUAAGGCAGAACUCCCUCCAUUCAGACCUCUAACCAUUGCCUGAGUACACAGAUGUGUCCUGGUUUCUGGCCUGUUGGCCAUAAUGCUGUGCCUAAUUGAUGUAGUAGGUUUAUUUCCCCCAACCCACAAACUAAAAAUAUUCAUAACAAGAGGAAUUGUAGACUAGUAACAUUUGAUUCCUGUAAAUGUUUGUUUCUUUUUAAACAAAAACUAAAACCCAGAAGUGAAUUUUGAGGUGAAUUUUUAAAUAAAAAAGAUUGUUUGAG
This is a messenger RNA of Nycticebus coucang (slow loris), 3995 nucleotides long. It is a transcript of the gene GAB1, whose product is annotated as GRB2 associated binding protein 1. Bases 54 to 2231 code for a protein of 725 amino acids. The transcript has 11 exons. Lineage: Eukaryota; Metazoa; Chordata; Mammalia; Primates; Lorisidae. The record is from RefSeq and is a predicted model, not a curated record.